Molecule: messenger RNA, 1287 nt
Organism: Lachnellula hyalina
Lineage: Eukaryota; Fungi; Ascomycota; Leotiomycetes; Helotiales; Lachnaceae
Product: Hippurate hydrolase
Exons: 2
Coding region: 1-1287 (428 amino acids)
Molecular function (GO): hydrolase activity
Source: RefSeq, a predicted model, not a curated record
AUGGAUAUCUCCACCAUCCUAUCCACCUCCAAGCCUGAUCUCGCGCCCUACGAGUCCCUAUACAAGCAUCUACAUCAGAACCCAGGGCUCUCUCUACAAGAACACCUUGCUGCUGAAACCGCGGCUAAAUAUUUGCGUUCUUUUGAAGGCUUCGAUGUGAGAACCAACAUUGGAGGUACCGGUCUCAUCGGCAUCCUCAAAAACGGACAAGGGAAAACAAUAUUACUUCGCGCGGAUACAGAUGCACUUCCAAUUGAAGAGUUGACCGGCCUGCCAUACGCGAGUAAAAAGCGGGAGGUUGAUGUGGAAGAUAGGAUCGAGAAACCAGUGAUGCAUGCGUGCGGACACGACAUGCAUAUCUCAUGUAUGCUGGCAGCUGCUGAGACGUUGCACACUUCUAUGAGACAUUGGAAGGGUACACUAAUAGUACUGUUCCAGCCGAAUGAGGAGCGAGCUGCGGGAGCCAAAGCCAUGAUUGCGGACGGACUUUAUGAUUCCGAAAAGCAUGCUUGCCCGGCCCCCGACGUGGUGUUAGGCCAGCACGUUUUCCCCUUGCCUGCUGGCACCGUCGGGACUCGAGUUGGAUCUUUUAUGUCUGCUGCGGACAGUUUCCGUGUCACAGUCUAUGGCAGGGGCGGGCAUGCAAGUAUGCCACAUAGGACUGUGGAUCCUGUGGUUAUGGCUGCUCAUAUCAUCGUUCGCCUACAAACCGUCGUUUCCAGAGAGGUAGACCCACGAGACUCUGCGGUUGUGACGGUAGGAAGUGUUCAAUCUGGUAUGACGGAGAACAUCAUUUCAAGUGAAGCUACUCUCAAGAUCAACGUCCGGACUGUACUCCCCGAAACGAGGACGAAGGUCUUAGCAGCCAUCAAAAGGAUUGUGAAGGCGGAAUGCGAUGCCAGUGGUGCUUCGAAAGAAGCUCUCUGGGAAUCAACAAGCUCCUUUCCGUUCACUAUCAACGAUGGAGAGGUCACGAACCACGUAGCAGAAGCAUUCAGCGAACAUUUUGGGGAAUUACACGAUCCAGAUACCCCACCACUAAGUGGCUCGGAAGACUUUAGUAUUCUCGCAAUAGAGGCUCCUAAUAAGGAUGGAGGGAGAGGGGUUCCCUAUUGCUUCUGGAAUUUUGGAGGCUCGGAUCCCAAGACGUUCGAGGACUUUAAAGGACGCGGGAAACUUGAUGAGCUUCCUGCCAACCAUAGCUCAUACUUUGCACCUGUCAUACAGCCCACUCUUUCUACGGGGGUGGAUGCUUUAGUCGUGGCUGCAUUGAGCUACUUGAGAUAA